ACGCUUGACGUUUUAUUUUCUAUAGAAGUUAACGAACAACUGCUGGUGUUGUGCUGUGGUAUUUAUUUUGAAAGCACCUCUUAUUUUAAGAUAUUUCGAUAAUCAUGUUUUUGAAAUCAUCUCUUUUUUUUGUUCUAUUCAUUGUUGGUGUUUACGGAUACCACGACUGUUCUGAUAAACCCGGUAAUGUAGAGUUUCUUUCGGUGAAAAUAGAUGACUGCGAUGUUAAUAAAGGAAGAUGCGUCGUAAAAAGAGGCACGGAUAUUAAAGUCGCAAUUACGUUUACUGCAAAAGCUGACUUCAAUAAGGUCAAUGUUGAACCUUAUUUUCUAAAAGGCGACGAACGUAAAUAUAUAACACUGGACAAUUACAAUGCAUGUAGUAAUUCCGGAAUUGCAUGUCCCAUCAAAGAGAAUGAAACCUAUACGUAUCAAACUUUGGUUUCAAUAUAUAAAAUGAUCGGCAACAAAGAUAUCAAAUGGGUAUUCCAAGAUGAAAAUAAGAAUGGAUUGUUUUGCGUUAUGGUUCUUCUGGAAUCGGUAGAUUAAUACGUGUAUUAACAAGAAAUAUAUAUAUAUUAUUAUGUAUGUUAUUUAUUGUCUAUGAAACUGUAGUGAUAUACAUUUUUUUAUUAUCACAUGUGUUAUUGUAGCAACAAAUCAAACAAAAUAUUUGUAUUUUUUGAGCAAAUGCUAAAAACUGAUUACAGAUAAUAUUGUCUAUUCAGAUUCAAUAUGUUCAUUGUUGUUACCGUGUAAACUAUUUAGUUUAAUCCUGUUGUUUACAUGCUACGUUUACUUAAUUAUUUUAUUAUCUUCAGCUGACUGCAAUAAACUGUGUGAGAGAACGUUGCAUUGUGAAAAUGUAAUACAAAAUAAAGUGUAAGUGUUUUAUAUUAGUCAACUUUAAUUUUUUUAUGUUUACAAAUUUUAUUUUCUUAUCAGACGAAAAUGAAAUAAAUAUCUAAUUAAGUGUUGUA
This is a messenger RNA of Zophobas morio, 979 nucleotides long. RefSeq names its product NPC intracellular cholesterol transporter 2 homolog a-like. Gene Ontology annotation, biological process: sterol transport. The transcript is spliced from 4 exons. Lineage: Eukaryota; Metazoa; Arthropoda; Insecta; Coleoptera; Tenebrionidae. The record is from RefSeq and is a predicted model, not a curated record. Bases 105 to 548 code for a protein of 147 amino acids. Gene Ontology annotation, molecular function: sterol binding.